CACACGAGCGCACACGCUAUAAAAGCCAGUAACCGCCUCCGUGCUGGUGGAGUCAUGACGGAGAGCGGCGGGGCUCUGGAGCGCCUGAGGAGGUGUUGCUUCCCCUGCCGUAGACCUCACUGUCAGUUCUGGCCUCCUUGUUGCACUGGAGACAAAGUCAUGACUGCCUUCAAGGGCAUCUGGACUCAGGAGUUCUGGCGCUGUGUGGGGGCCGAGUUCUUCGCCAUGCUCCUCUUCGUCCUGCUCAGCCUUGGUUCCACCAUCAACUGGGGGGCUGUUGAGGAGGAUCCCCCUCCCCGUGAUCUGGUGCUCAUCUCGCUCUGCUUUGGCCUGAGUAUUGCCACAAUGGUGCAGUGCUUUGGCCACAUCAGUGGUGCUCAUAUCAACCCAGCAGUCACGGCAGCCAUGGUGGUGACCAGGAAGCUCAGUCUGGCCAAAGCAGUCUUUUACCUGUUGGCCCAGUGUGUAGGUGCCAUAGUGGGAGCCGCCAUUCUGUUCGGGAUCACCCCCGCCUCUGUGAGGGGGGGUAUGGGGGUCACCAUGGUGAACACGAGCAUCUCAGUGGGAAACGCGCUGGUUGUAGAACUUUUCAUCACCUUCCAGCUGGUCUUCACUGUGUUCGCUACCUGUGACCACAAACGUAGUGAUCUAAAGGGUUCAUCUGCUCUGGCCAUCGGUCUGUCUGUUUGUAUUGGCCACCUGUUUGCUAUUCCCUACACUGGAGCCAGUAUGAACCCGGCCCGAUCCUUCGGCCCAGCCAUGAUCACAUGGUGCUGGGAGAACCACUGGGUGUACUGGGUAGGUCCAACACUGGGUGGGGCUCUGGCUGCUGCUCUUUAUGAAUACCUGUUCUGUCCAAACCCAGAGCUGAAGAAACGCUACUCGGAGGCCUUCAUCAAGACACCUUUCACUGCAACUAAACACCGGCAGGAUUCAGUCACUGCUCAGGAACCUCUUUUCACUGUCAUGGACGUGGAGAGAGCUGAGAGGAAGGAAAGAGAGAGAGAGAGGGAGGUAUCAGAGGAGGUGUUGUCCUCUGUGUGACUAGAGAGAGACCGAUGUUCAGACUGCUGAUCAACAGUCCAUUCUGAAGGAGACGGACUUCCUGUAGACUGGCACAGCAAACACUGACGAAUGAUGGAAGGAAGAAGGAAAAGAAAUGCAAAUGUAUUUAAUGUGUAACAAGACUAACAGAAAUAUUUGGGGUCCUUCUUGUGUUUGUCCUUAUUUGGUAAAGGGCAGCACCAAGGUUUUGUGCCAUUAAA
Thunnus maccoyii (southern bluefin tuna) is the source of this 1265-nucleotide messenger RNA. Its product is annotated as aquaporin-4-like. Lineage: Eukaryota; Metazoa; Chordata; Actinopteri; Scombriformes; Scombridae. Gene Ontology annotation, biological process: transmembrane transport. Gene Ontology annotation, molecular function: water channel activity. The record is from RefSeq and is a predicted model, not a curated record. The coding region runs from base 55 to 1044 and encodes 329 amino acids. Gene Ontology annotation, cellular component: plasma membrane; basolateral plasma membrane. The transcript is spliced from 5 exons.